AUGCAAAAACUGCAACAGCCGGGGAGGGGUGUCUUGAGAAGGACUGGCAGCCCUCCCCCCGUUUCUCUUCGGCGGCUUCCUACAGAAGGAAAAGGUUGGCUUUCUUUUCUCCUACCUUGUCACGAAGAGAAUACCAUGAAACCAUUUUAAAUGACAGAUAAAAUAACAUAUUCCUCCAGCAAAAUUAUGAUGGAGGUCGGGAAGUGGCCUAUAUUUACAUUGCUUUCACCUCAAGAAAUUGCAACUAUUCGAAAAGCAUGUGUAUUUGGAACAUCUGCCAAUGAAGCUAUAUACAUUACCCACAGUGAUGAGGUUUUUGUAUUUGGACUAAACUGCAGUAAUUGUCUGGGAACUGGAGAUAAUCAGAGUACUAUUGUACCAAAAAAACUUGAAAGUUUAUGUGGAAAGAGGAUCUGCAGUCUUAGCUAUGGAAGUGGGCCUCAUGUGAUCCUUAGUACAGAAGAUGGUGAAGUUUAUGCCUGGGGACAUAAUGGAUAUAGUCAGCUUGGGAAUGGGACAACCAACCAGGGUGUGACGCCUAUUCAGAUUUCUACUAAUUUGCUCAUUAAGAAAGUAACCGAAGUAGCUUGUGGUUCCCACCAUUCUCUUGCAUUAUCCGCUGAUGGAGAUGUAUAUGCCUGGGGCUAUAACAACUGUGGACAAGUUGGGUCAGGAUCAACUGCAAAUCAGCCAACUCCUCGCAGAGUCUCCAAUUGUUUACAGGCUAAGGUAGCAGUCAGCAUUGCCUGCGGUCAAACUUCUUCUGUUGUGGUCAUAGAUAAUGGGGAGGUCUAUGGCUGGGGCUACAAUGGCAAUGGACAACUGGGUCUGGGAAAUAAUGGCAAUCAGUUAACUCCAUGCCGGGUGGCAGCUCUUCAAGGGGUGUGUGUAAUGCAGAUUGUCUGUGGCUAUGCACACACGCUAGCACUAACAGAUGAGGGUUUACUGUAUGCCUGGGGAGCAAACACUUAUGGGCAGUUGGGGACUGGCAACAAAAGCAACCAUCUCAGCCCAGUGCAAAUCAUGAUGGAAAAGGAGAGGGUCGUCGAGAUUGCCGCUUGCCAUUCUACUCACACAUCUGCUGCCAAGACACAGAGUGGCUUAGUGUACAUGUGGGGCCAAUGUCGGGGGCAGUCGGUGGUCCUGCCCCAUGUUACCCACUUUUCCUGCACAGAUGAUGUGUUUGCUUGCUUUUCCACUCCUGCUGUGAUGUGGCGUCUCCUCUCCGUUGAGCAUGAGGAAUUUUUAACAGUGACAGAGUCUCUGAAGAAAGAAUUUGAUAGCCCUGAAACAUCAGAUCUAAAGUUUAGAGUGGAUGGAAAAUUUAUUUAUGUACAUAAAGCCGUUUUAAAAAUCAGAUGUGAGCACUUCCGUACUAUGUUCCAGUCCUAUUGGAAUGAAGACGAGAAGGAAGUGAUAGAUGUAGAUCAGUUUUCCUACCCAGUGUAUCGUGCUUUUCUUGAGUACUUAUACACCGACAAUGUUGACUUGCCACCUGAAGAUGCUAUAGGGCUUCUGGAUUUAGCUACAUCAUACUGUGAAAACCGACUGAAAAAACUGUGUCAGCAUCUCAUCAAAAGAGGAAUCACAGUGGAGAAUGCUUUCUCGCUGCUCUCUGCAGCAGUGCGCUAUGAUGCAGAGGAUUUAGAAGAAUUCUGCUUUAAGUUUUGUAUCAAUCACUUGACUGAAGUCACCCAGACAGCUGCCUUCUGGCAAAUGGAUGGUUCUCUGCUAAAGGAAUUCAUUGCUAAAGCCAGCAAAUAUGGAGCCUUUAAGAACUGAGAGCACUCUGAUAGCAACCGGAAGCAAAAUAUCUUGUAUGGAAUAAAGGGAAUUUUGAGAAAGGAAUCAUCCUCUCUGUAUAUAUGUGAAUGAAAUUUGCACCGUCAUUUGAGAAGAAUUUGUGAAAAAUGCUUCAUUUCUCUAUACGUCUUUCUGGGAAUAAGUCUCACUGAAUUCAGUGGGAUAUAAUAAAUUUGCGCUGUAAGUACAUUGAGUUAUACAAUAACUUGAAAUGUUGAAGAACCAAUUUGUUUUUCCUAAACAAAUUGGAAUUAUUGUUUUUGUAUUUCCUUUGUAGUGUAUUAUGUUUGGAAAAGAAUUAAAUAUUGUUUUGUUUUGUGGACUUAAAUAAUUCUAAGUAAUUGACUGUUGGAAAGCUGUUUUGCAUUGCAAUUAUGUAUAAACUAUAUAAUAAAAUGGGUGCCUGCCUAUUGUAACCUCUAAACUAUAUUAAAGUUGUGCACUAAAUCAUCUUUAUAUGAAGACUAUGGCAUUCUGGAUGGACUCCUUUUUUCACCAAAAAUGUUGGAAUGAAGUUAGGAAGUUAAUUAUCUGUGCAGCAAUUCCAAAAUGUGAAUAAAUGAGAAAAGGUAUUAAUAAAGUCUUUUGGAGUAUUUGC
Molecule: messenger RNA, 2401 nt
Organism: Protobothrops mucrosquamatus (brown spotted pit viper)
Lineage: Eukaryota; Metazoa; Chordata; Lepidosauria; Squamata; Viperidae
Gene: RCBTB1
Product: RCC1 and BTB domain containing protein 1
Exons: 14
Coding region: 151-1782 (543 amino acids)
Molecular function (GO): protein binding
Source: RefSeq, a predicted model, not a curated record